Lecanosticta acicola is the source of this 1191-nucleotide messenger RNA. The record is from the annotation of a GenBank genome assembly. NCBI's taxonomy places the organism in Eukaryota, Fungi, Ascomycota, Dothideomycetes, Mycosphaerellales, Mycosphaerellaceae.
AUGACCAAAACUCAUCGGAAAGCAGCUUCCAGUGCCGAGGACGCCUUUCAUCGCCAUUAUGCAGCCAUCUGGGGCGAGGAGAGAUGGCAGAACUCUCUUUACCAAGCUCUUCUCCAGCCAACAAGAUACGCUUGCGUUUUGAAUCGAUAUACUCCCUUGACGAAGUCGGCAGAAGUCAUUAAGGACGAAAGCGUGGACAUUCGAGCGCUCGACCUUCCAUUCUACAACGAUGACAUGGUCCCCAACGUCUUCGUACGGUAUCAAAAGGCAGAUUUGACCCAAGAUGUGAAAUCCAAUGUGCCUUCCGACACUCCUUUCCCAACUCCUGAGCCUUCUAUCAACAAGCUGCUUUCACACUGGAAUCUCGAUGCUGCGUCUGUCCUGGUGGCAAGCCUGAUGAACAUUCAGCCGGGACACAACGUACUCGACCUCUGCGCGGCUCCCGGAGGCAAGUCUGUUGCUCUGUCACAGCGAAUCUGGCCGCAUCUGCAUCAAGACCCCUCGGAACUGAAACAAAAGACCUUUGCAAAGGUCUCAACACGCACCGGACAUCUGCAUUCCAACGAAGUCGACGGUGCUCGAUUCAAACGGCUUGCAGAGAACCUGAAGGUGUACAUGCCCAAAAUUGUAGUCGACUCUGCGCAGGUGAACGCUUUCCGUGUUGAUGGAGCCAAGUCAAACGCAGACUAUGGAUUUCGAGUGAGGACGAACGCGGGUACUGUUGGGUACGAUAAGGUGCUGGUGGAUGCGCCUUGCUCGUCGGAGAGACAUAUCAUCCACGCGCAAGCGAAGGCGUCUGCCUCUGGGAGAUUCGCCGAGGACAUGGCGAAUUGGCGGCCCGGGUCCUCCAAGCGACUGGCAGCGACACAGAUCGACCUUCUCAUGACGGGCUUGAAAGCGGCGACUACUGAUGGCACUGUGAUUUACGCGACCUGUUCGAUUGAGCCUACCGAGAACGAUAACGUUGUGGAGAAAGUACUUGCGCAAGUUGAGAAGGAGCGGAAGAAGGGCUCGAAGUGGAAUGUCAAGGUUGGGCUCAAUGCUGGCAACGGCGACAAGGCACUGGAGGAGGAGCUGGAAAAGCACUGGGCGGAGAAGACGAAAUAUGGCUGGAUCGUGCUACCGGACCAUCCCAGUGCAGAACGCUGGGGUCCUCUAUUCUUUGCUGUCCUGACCAAGGGAUUCGAUUAG